Molecule: messenger RNA, 2669 nt
Organism: Liolophura sinensis
Lineage: Eukaryota; Metazoa; Mollusca; Polyplacophora; Chitonida; Chitonidae
Exons: 9
Coding region: 100-1686 (528 amino acids)
Source: RefSeq, a predicted model, not a curated record
GUAUGGCAGUGCCAGUUUGGGCGGAAAAAAGAAAGGUGUGCUGUUAUUUUCCGAAAGGGAAUUGAACCAUUACAAGCUUUCCUGAAUAAAGAAUUGUCAAUGACAUCCCGUUAUGGUGUAGCUCCAAUGCGACCAGAGAGAACACAGAGUGCUAAGGGAAGACUAGAAACACCCUUUGAUGCAAUCCAGAACAGAGAAUUUUGUAACCACCUCAAUAUUAAUGGAAUUAAUGAUGGAAGCUCAGAAGCAAAGAAGACUCAUUCCUCUACAGUCAAGAUAUUGCCUCGCAGACCUUUGUCAGCUGUUUCAAGCAAGGCCAAGUCACUGGAGGAGGAUCGAAAAAAACAAAGGCCCAAGAAAAACGCAUCAAAAUGUCUGAAGGCGAAGGCGGAUCUCUCUGAUGACAGUGGGGAUAUGUUUAAGUUUGAAAUCCAGGGUGCAUCGAUUCAGAAUUCUUCAACAAGAAAUGCUGAUAACUCUCAAAAAUCCAGUCAAAGCAAUACAAGUAAUUGUGCAGAGGAUGUACAUGCUGGGUGUAACAAUAAUGAGAAGGAACAGCCCAAGUCUAGCGCACUUUGGUCGAGUUUAAUGCAGAGUGAAAUAGGUGACCUUGUCAAAGAAUCAUGCGUGCAGAUCAGUGAAGGUGACAGUUCAUGUUUUCUGACUGCAGUGAGAGAUGAGCCUGAAGAUGAUUCAGAAACUGUCCAUGUCCAUAUGCCUGGUGAUUCUCGAUCAAGAAGAAGCAGAAAGAGCAGUAGGAGUAGAGCACUGAGGCAUAGAUCUGCCACAAAGAGUGACUGGUUCAGUGUAAAACCUUGUGUGUAUAACAUGGAGUUAACAGAAGAAUCAGCUGACAGUUCAAAUGUCAGAAAGGAUGAAGGUGACUUUCCUUACAAACUGAAUGCACAACCCAAGGCUGAAACAUCAAUUGUGCCCGUAGUCAGCGAUUUGGUGGAGGAUAUGACCUUAAAGUCUCACCUAGGAAGACCAAUCCCACAAACCCUUGUACCUUUGAAGGAAUUCAUCCAGGUGUGUUCUGCAGAGAAUGAGAAAAAAUUACAGUGUUUAACAGGAAUAAACUCUGACAACUGUCUGGUAUUUCUGCCUGACUUAGACACCUAUGAUUUAGCCAUCAUAGAUGAAGUACCGUCUGUACAGCAUGUGGAUGAUGACCUACCCUACAAAGAAAGAGUUGUCUCCCCUAAACUAUGGGCUCCAAAGAAAUAUGCUCAUACGUUUAAACCAAUUGACGUACCAAAAUGGAAAUGCAAUCAUAAUAAAGGUCAUACGGAAAGCUCAAGGUAUAUUGACAGAGACAGAAAGAGAACAGUUGAACUGGUCAGGAAGGAAAUUCUGGAGUUAGAGGAGUUGCUAAAAGGUAUUGCAGUAAUUGAUAGCGAAUGUUUGAUGGCCCUGUAUCAAGCAGAUAUUACCAAAUUACAAGCAACAGUUAAAGACACCCUAAUGAGAUGUCCAGAACGGAUCAAGCCCCGAGAAAAGCCAGAUCAUUUUGGAUGGCGAAAGUUCCACAAUGAUCAUGAAGUUAUUAUUAAACGCAUUCGGGAACAGCACGCGGUCUGUCUCAAGGAGUUGGCCAAGUUGGAGGAAGAGGCGGACCUUACGGACGAGAGGAGAUAUUUCUCCAUACAAAUGAAUGCCGUUGUUACUUGUGAUCAGCCAGUGUAAGGACGACCUUAUGAAAACUGGAGUGUUCUAGUCCAAUGUUUAACCGUCUAAGGGUAUCACAGGGAUAUGGAAAUCUGCGAAUUGAACUAAAGACUGUUAUAGCAGUGCUUCGUUUAAUAUUCGUUUACCAAAGCUUGUGGUUGGAAAUUUGUUGUGAAGUUUUUUGACAUCGGGAAGUCAGGUUGUGCUAUUGAUUGAACAAAAAUAUUAAUAAAUGCCAUUGAUAAGCGAUUUUUUUUAUGUUCAUCUGAUCAGGAAUGUCAAGAGAAGUGUGACUCUAAUGUACUAAUUGUCUUGCUGAAUUUACUUGCUGACUUCGUCUCCGGUCGUACGCGGGAAGAUCUGUCAACAACCUGCGGAUAGUCGUGAGUUUCCUCCCACCAUAUUACCGGCCGGCGUGGGCACCGUCCUACAAUUAAAAAAUAUUCUUGAAACACCAAUCAAAUAAAUAAAUAAAUACCGGUCAGGUAGAAUUCAGUGGGCUACAGCGAUAAUGGUUUGUUAACCCAGUUCGUUUGAUGGCUCAGUGAAAAUAUAAUUCUCAGAAAAAAAAAAUGUCUUGUCACCCGUAACUGAGACGACACUGGGACAUAUUGUGUCAAAACUACCCCGUAGAAAUGAUACAUAAACUUAGGCUACUACAAAUGUCCGUUUGGGUCGGGUCAUUACAAAGACUUUUAAAAUGCUACUUGUUGCUGUCUCGCCACUGAGAGGUUAGAGCAAGGAAAUCGGAAUGGUCUGCCCAGUGUCAUUAUAAUCUGACUGGGUGGGGUGGCAUGUCUGGUGUCCUAGUCCUGAUGCUGUAGUGUUUUUGUCAGAAAGGAAGAACAGAUCCAUCAGCUGUUUAGAUGUGCACCACACCAUCAUUUCCAUCCGUCCCGUUAGUGGGACAUGUGACUAUAAGACUUCACAUUUGUCAACCGUCCUAGCUUUAUUCUUAGUUCACAUAUCCAUGUAACAAGCUACAUGAGUGUAGCAGCCGA